Caenorhabditis briggsae is the source of this 1323-nucleotide messenger RNA. The record is from RefSeq and is a predicted model, not a curated record. The coding region runs from base 1 to 1323 and encodes 440 amino acids. The transcript has 10 exons. Lineage: Eukaryota; Metazoa; Nematoda; Chromadorea; Rhabditida; Rhabditidae.
AUGGCUUCGUCGGCUGGACGGGAGAAACUUCGAAGCCGUGGUCAACGAGUUUUCGCCUUUGGAAGUAGUACUCCGCGCGAUUUGUCUCACAUGAAUAAGAUACCUCCAAAAUUGAGGAGUUACGAUGCGAAAUCUGUUGAGAAACCAGCAGUCGAUGCACCAAGUUUGCAUGAUUACAUUGUGAAGGCCAGAAGUCUUUCGAGAGAAGCUGGUGAUACUCGCAACCAAUUUGUCUUUGGUUCAUCCACUCCCCGAACCCUUGCUCAUCUCGAUAAAAUCCCUCAUAAACAGCGUGUCUAUGAUGCCAAAAUUCCGAAGAAAAGUGCAACACAUAGCGAUUUCAAAGCGGCUCCAAUUAGGUUCACUCCUCCUACUGUUCCAAUUACUAAACCAGUGAAAAAAGAAGAAAACCGUCAUGUGAUCACUUCGAAGGAUGAUGAUAUUGCAUCUGAGCCAGAUUUCGUUCAGGAUAGAGAAGAAUUUUUGAAUGAAAUGAAGAAGCAUAAGAAGGAGUUAGAGAAGAAAAAAUCUCUCGGAAAGACUGGCGAGUUCUCCUAUUCCAAGAAUCCGAUGGAAAUUCAGUCUCCAACUGCAGCUGAGACUCAUCAGGAGAAUGUGAAGUUUGCACAUGCUCCAGAAAUCUCUGGAAAUGUUCAAAAGGCUGUUAGAAUACAUGCUGAGACUCAGGAAGAGCCAGCAGUUGCCACAAAGAAUUUAUCGGCUAACAAAAUGAAUGAUCAGAUCGAAGUGAGCCAAUUGAUGAAUGAAAUAACUCCUGAAAGUGUGCCAGCGAUCGCUGAGAGUCCAGACAAUCAGAAACCGGCAAAUGUCGUUGGAGACUUGUUGGCAAAAGUGCAGAAGGUAGCUGAAGAAACUGUUGAUAAGACCAAAAACACCAUUGGAGCUGACGUGGCUAAAACAAUUGAAAAAACAGAGAACGAUAUUGCAAAAAAGGUUGAUCAAGUUGUAAAAGAGGGGAAGUCUUCAGUAGGAGAGAUAAAGACAGAUGUAGAAAAUAACAUUGCUGAGAAGGUUGACGAUAUCACAAAAUCUUUGGAGAAAACUGCGAAAAGUUUGGAGGAAACAAGUGAGAAAUUGGGAAGCAAAAUCGAAACGACAGCUUCUGAAAUCAAACCAAAACUUGAGAAUGCCUCAAAGGACGUCAUAUCGGAUGUGAUGAAGUCAGGGGAAAAACUUAUUGGAGACGUCACAUCUGAAUUCAAGAAGGCCCUUGAAUCCUCUGAUCACAAAGUGGAUUCAACCAAGAUUGGAUCUUCCGCUGAGGACGAUGUCAAGAACGGAUUGAAUCUUCGUCACUUUUGA